Rhopilema esculentum is the source of this 1841-nucleotide messenger RNA. Its product is annotated as serine protease inhibitor. The record is from RefSeq and is a predicted model, not a curated record. NCBI's taxonomy places the organism in Eukaryota, Metazoa, Cnidaria, Scyphozoa, Rhizostomeae, Rhizostomatidae. Gene Ontology annotation, molecular function: serine-type endopeptidase inhibitor activity.
UUGCAAUUAUCCGACCUUUAUACUCUGAAGAUAUGGUAUGUUUCUUCUCUUCCUUGCAAAAUUCUAACUGGAGAUUAUGAAAAUCGGAUUUGUGGAAAAAGAAAAAUUUUGUUACAUGACAAAAACAUUUCGAAAGCAAUCUGAUUCUUGCCCUGUAAACUUUAAACGAAAAUGAACCAAAAAUUUUCUGUGACCGAGUUAUUCGGAACCAACCGUUUUAGAACCGCAUACAGUUGAAUGGGGUCGGUAUUGUUGCAACGGUUGGGUGUAUGCAGGCUACGUUGUAGCUCGGAAAUCCAGCCAAUCAACAUUGGCGAAUCUGCCACGGGCCCCUCCGGAUUAACUGUUUUUAUCAUAGUGGAACAGCUAACACUCUGUUUGAUUGCAAGGAAGAAAAACUAUCAUUUCAGAGAGUGAGCAUCGAGGGGAAUGUCUAAAUCCAGCAACAUGGAAACCGCUAUAUUAAUUGCUGUUCUUUGUGCAGUGAUUUUACCAGUGCAUUUCGUGGUGUCACAAGACUCUGAACAUUCGUUCUAUGCGGCAAAUGAAUUCGCAGUUAACUUUUACUGCAAGCUAGCGACCGUUCAUAAUGAGACGGAGAAUCUCUUGUUUUCGCCACUCACUACUUACACAGCUCUUGGGAUGCUUAAGGCUGGCUCAAAGACUACAACUGCUCUCCAACUUGAAAAUGCUUUGAACUGGCAAAGAUUCGUUGAUGGAUAUGGAACGAAUAAUGGCGAUGAGGCAAUUAAGCAUCUUCUUACCGAGGUGUUCGCCCCUCUUCAACCAAACAACACCCUGAGUGUAGCGAACAAGCUAUGGCUGCAAGAGUACUUUUGCACAGUUCGAUGUAAUGAUUACAUAAAGAGAAUAGAGAAAAACUUCAAUGCUGGUAUGGAAGAACUUAACUUUGUCACACAUCCGGAAAAAUCGAGGCAAGAAAUCAAUAAAUGGGUUGCGGAAAAGACAAAUCAGAAAUUUCAAGACCUUCUUCCCAAAGAAAGCGUUGACGUGUACACAAGACUUGUUCUGACUAGUGCUGUACACUUCAAAAACCUUUGGAAGUAUAGCUUUGACAAGAAGAAUACUACGAUGCAAGAUUUUACCAAGUAUAUUGGCGAUAGGUCUCAAAAAGUUAAAGUUCCAAUGAUGCACCAGCAAGGCGUCUUUCGCUCAUAUCGUUCCGUUGUCAAGUCUCCAUACGAGGUGUUGGAUAUCCCAAUUGUAGCCGAACUUUCAAUGGUAAUAAUUAUGCCGAAAACAAAUGAUCUGUUUCGAAGAAUGCAAAAAGACCUCCGGUUUGUUGAUGUCGAUCAAAUGCUACAAGAACUGUACGUUUUUCCUCCUUCAGUCAUGGAAAUCUAUUUGCCAAGAUUCAGAAUUUCAGACAAGUUCGAUUUGAAAGAUAGCCUCAAGAAUAUGUUGGGGAUAAAAUAUUUAUUCAGUUCACAAAAUGCUGACCUGUCCGGUAUCACGGGCUAUAGAGGCCUUUUCGUCACUCAUGCUGUCCACGAGGCAGCCAUCGAUGUCGAUGAAGAGGGGGCCCAACCAGCAAGCAGUGAUUUUGAUGGGGUUGGUCCUGCCAAAUCUGUCCGCUCUUACUUUCGUGUAAACAAACCGUUUAUUUUCCUGAUUCGCCACAAGCCAACACAUACUAUUUUGUUUAUGGGUUGUGUCAUGGACCCUUUGGCUUAAAGGAUACAACUCUUUCUAAAUCAUUUUCGUCUUAAUUAGUGGAACAAUCAUUCACUAAAUGUGCUUCAAUUUUCUAUGCAAAUCAUAAUAUUUAUCAGUAUUUACUCAAAUUAUUUAUCCUUUACAUCGUGGAUUUCUUUAUUUUU